UAUUUCUUUCCUCCUCAGGUGUGGGCGUCCGUGCACGGCCGCCGCCAUGGCAUCCCUAUCGACGGCUUGAGUGGGUGGCAGGGGUGGCAGGACGGGGUGGAGGUGUGCUUGAAUAACAAGUUUACCGGCAUGGUCACCGGGCUCACCCUUUUGACGGGGAAGGAGGCGGAGGAGGAAGAGGAAGGGGGAGGGAAUCGAAUUCCUGCUGACUGUUUUGCUUUAGUGGCCCGGAACCUCCUCACUCACCCCCUGGACGACUCUUGGUAUGAUUAUCACUUUUCCCUGACAUUGGAAGAAGAGCUGCCGGAGGACCCCUGCUUGUCGACCCCCCCACGGACGGUGAUGCUCCAGGGGCCUGGAGGCUACCAGGAGUUUCUGCUUCUGUGUCGAAGCCUUGGAGGAGACCUUCCGACGGAAGCGGCGUUGGUUGAGGCGCACAACUGCUCCACAGGGAAGUAUUUGACCUGGGCGAGUAGUACUGAAGAAAUGGAUCCUGGCCCCGCUGCCCUCUGCCCCGUGCUGCUAGCGGGCGGCGGGGCGGGGCAGCGGGCGUGCCUCAGGGAGCUGGACUGUGUGCUCUGCCUGGUUCCUGAAGGCCUGAAGUACACCCUCUUCGGCCACAUCACAGUCUUUGACCGCCACUACACCCUCAGGACGCUGCCGGACGGGACAUUUUACUUCCAAGGGAAGAUAACGAGCUCCAUCUACCAGGGGGCGUUGGGGUGGACGCUGAGCUCAAGACUACACAGCGAAGAGCUCCACCAGGGGUCGUGGGUGAUGGGCCGCCGUCGCUGGCACCACACAGGUCUGGCUGACUUCAUAGACAAUUCCAAGGACUCUGAUACAGAAUCUACCUCAAAGCUCCUCACCUUCACACACUGUAACGCCCUCUAUUUCUCCUCUGACAACGGCAUGUGUCUGUUACGUAGAGAAAUGUGUGACCAACGGACAGGGUCCCCAGACGGGAGUGUUCAAAGGUACUGCGACAAACCGUAUUUAAUUAAAGCUAAAAACUACGAUACACAAGUCGCCCCUUUCCACGAGUACGACCAACAGAGCUACAUUUCCAGCGAGGUACUACAAGUUAAGACGAUUGACAAGAUAACCACUGUGGAAGGAAAGGCCAGCAUGGAGUUCGUAAUGCUUUUUGAAUGGCAAGAUUCACGUGUUGAACUCACAGAAUUUGAGGGAUUCAGGAAGUUCCCGUGUGAGGAGAUCUGGACACCUGCCCCUAUGUUCUUCGCGGGGCACACCGUUGGACCACCCGCUCCCCCUCGCGACAACAAAAGCAACUGUUAUUUCAUGAAACUUGAGAACAAGGUGGAGAUGCAACUUGAAGAUCCACUGAUGGGUGCGUGUGGGUGUGCAAGUG
Eriocheir sinensis (Chinese mitten crab) is the source of this 1372-nucleotide messenger RNA. RefSeq lists its product as uncharacterized. Lineage: Eukaryota; Metazoa; Arthropoda; Malacostraca; Decapoda; Varunidae. The transcript has a single exon. Gene Ontology annotation, molecular function: extracellular ligand-gated monoatomic ion channel activity. The record is from RefSeq and is a predicted model, not a curated record. Gene Ontology annotation, cellular component: membrane. Gene Ontology annotation, biological process: monoatomic ion transport. The annotation marks the transcript as partial.